AUGGGCUUCGGCUCCUUCGACUCGAUCUGCAAGCAGUCCGCGCUCCCGUUAUGUUUCCUCCUAGGUCCUCCGGCCGAGUUCACGACCACGAAGAACCCUGUGCUGUUGCCAGCAUGCAGCGCCCGAUCCAUCGAGUUGGGCAACACCAUCAUCUUCGAGGCCGCCUCUGACUUCGCACAUAUCGCCGCCCUGUUUAUGACGGCCAUCAUGAUUUUCCACGUCCGCUCCAAGUUCACUGCAGUCGGCAGGAAAGAGAUCUUGACAUUCUUCUACAUAUACACUCUGUUGACCGUCAUCAGCUUGGUGCUGGACGCAGGUGUCCUUCAGGCGACAACCACGUCUGCCUAUCCCUGGUUCGUCGCGGUGCAGGAUGGCCUGGCUAGUGCGCUGUGCACCUGUCUGUUGAUCAACGGGUUUGUGGGCUUCCAGUUGUAUGAGGAUGGGACCACGCUCUCAAUAUGGCUGUUACGACUCGGCAGCCUGAUCAUGUUUGUCAUCAGUUUUGCCGUCAGUCUGCUCACGUUCAAGGGCUGGGCGGGUUUGUCGCCCACCAACACCACGGGGCUUUUCAUCGUAUUGUAUGUCAUCAACGCCAUCUGUCUGGCAGUAUACUUUGUCAUGCAGAUCAUUCUGGUGGUCAACACGUUACAGGACAGAUGGCCGUUGGGCGACCUCGCCUUUGGUGCAUUUUUCUUCAUCGUCGGCCAGGUCAUUUUGUACGUGUUUGGCAAGAGGAUUUGCGAAGGAGUCGGCCAUUACCUCGAUGGCUUGUUCUUCGCCACCGUCUGCAAUCUGUUGGGUGUCAUGAUGGUCUAUAAGUACUGGGACUCGAUCACCAAGGAGGACCUGGAAUUCAGCGUCGGCACAAAACAGGGCAAUUGGGACGUCAAAGAAUCUCUCCUAGACCCUUCGUCGGCCGUCGACGACCGACGCACCAGUUUUUACGGUGCACCCAGCGGAAGAGAAUCCGUCUACGAUGCGAGUAGUAUGAGUAUGGACUAUGCUCCACAAGUCCCAGCACAUUUCCACCAGCAUCCAGCUAUGCCUCAGCCACAGCCACAGCAGUACGGUCACCAGCAAUCUCACACCCCGAGCCAUCAGUACUCGUCAAGUCGGGAUCGACUGUCUGGGUACGGGCAGCUCAAUGAAGGAAGGCAGAGUUACGGCGACGUUCGGCGACAGUUGCCCAAUUAUGACGAAUAUGCGGACGUGCAGACGCCACGGUCGAGGUUGAGGAGCCGCGACGGUAUCGGUCAGAGGGAGAGGGAGAGGGAAUAUGCUUACUAG
Cladophialophora carrionii CBS 160.54 is the source of this 1287-nucleotide messenger RNA. RefSeq lists its product as uncharacterized. The transcript has 2 exons. NCBI's taxonomy places the organism in Eukaryota, Fungi, Ascomycota, Eurotiomycetes, Chaetothyriales, Herpotrichiellaceae. The record is from RefSeq and is a predicted model, not a curated record. Bases 1 to 1287 code for a protein of 428 amino acids. Gene Ontology annotation, biological process: protein folding. Gene Ontology annotation, cellular component: endoplasmic reticulum membrane.